GUCAGAAAAGCUGGCGCUCUCCACUGAGACGCGCAAACCCAGCUCUGUGGUUUAUAGAAGCAACUCCACACACCGCUAGUUCCCGCUUUUACUGGUUGUUUCUUGUUUUAGAUUAUAUGGUUUUCACCGUAGACGCUUCUAACGUUUUUCUCUUUCGUUCGCUUUAGGAAUUAUCUGUUGAUUUUCAUUGCGAUGGCACGUGUACGUAAGGUGAACGAUUAGUUUAUAUGGGGAAUGGGGAAUCAGAGCUCAUCUGAUUUCUCUCACAUGUAGGCGUUUUUACAGCGAACGACGCAUGAUAGGCUACAGAUCUUGUCUGCUUUUCUUAUCAAAUAAUCAGAUACAUCGCUUGCUCCACGGGUUUGUUCGGUCACAUUGCACCGUAACAUGAAGCUUAAACAGUAGACCUUUUUUUAGAAAAACAUCAAAUUUGGAUAUGGAGUCCGUCAAGAUGAGAGCCAAAGAGGGGAUAAAGGAAUUUGGGGCGAAGACCCUGGGACAGAUGUACAAGGUGAUGGAGAAGCGACAGGGAACUGGUGAAGUUAUCGAACUAACAGAGGACGGCAGGCCCUCUGAGGCCCAGGAGAAGAAAGCACCCCUGUGCGACUGCACGUGUUUUGGGCUGCCCCGCCGAUAUAUCAUCGCCAUCAUGAGCGGUCUAGGCUUCUGCAUCUCCUUCGGCAUCCGAUGCAAUCUGGGCGUGGCCAUCGUGGGAAUGGUCAACAAUAGCACGAUUCACAAAGAUGGGAAGAUCAUCAUCACAGAGAAAGCAAAGUUCAACUGGGACCCAGAGACAGUCGGUAUGAUCCAUGGUUCGUUUUUCUGGGGCUAUAUAGUGACGCAGAUCCCGGGAGGGUACAUAUGCUCGAGACUGGCAGCUAACAGGGUUUUUGGUCUUGCCAUUUUCCUUACCUCGACGCUCAAUAUGUUAAUCCCCUCCGCGGCACGGACCCAUUAUGGACUGGUCAUCUUUGUGAGAAUAUUGCAAGGGCUGGUGGAGGGAGUGACCUACCCAGCCUGCCAUGGGAUCUGGAGUAAGUGGGCUCCCCCUCUGGAGAGGAGUCGCCUGGCCACCACCUCCUUCUGUGGUUCCUAUGCUGGUGCUGUCAUUGCCAUGCCUCUAGCAGGGAUCCUGGUGCAGUACUCAGGCUGGUCCUCUGUGUUCUAUCUCUAUGGGUGCUUUGGGAUCUUCUGGUAUAUGUUCUGGAUCCUUGUGUCGUAUGAAAGUCCUGCUGUGCACCCUACCAUCACCCAGGAGGAACGAGUCUACAUAGAGGAGAGCAUCGGGGAGAGUGCCAAGCUCAUGGGCCCUGCUGAGAAAUUUAAGACCCCCUGGAAAAAGUUCUUCACCUCCAUGCCUGUCUAUGCAAUCAUCGUGGCCAACUUCUGCAGAAGCUGGACCUUCUACCUACUGCUUAUCAGUCAGCCGGCCUACUUUGAGGAGGUGUUUGGGUUUGAGAUAAGCAAGGUUGGCAUGGUGUCUGCCCUGCCCCACUUGGUGAUGACAAUCAUUGUGCCCAUUGGAGGGCAGUUGGCUGACUACCUACGCAGCAGGAACAUCCUAUCCACCACUACAGUCAGGAAGAUCAUGAACUGUGGAGGGUUUGGCAUGGAGGCUACGCUGCUGCUGGUAGUGGGAUUUUCCCACACCAAAGGGGUGGCUAUUUCCUUCCUGGUCCUUGCUGUGGGCUUCAGUGGAUUUGCCAUAUCAGGAUUCAACGUCAAUCACUUAGACAUUGCUCCACGCUAUGCCAGUAUCCUUAUGGGCAUAUCCAAUGGUGUGGGCACCCUGUCUGGCAUGGUAUGCCCAUUGAUCGUAGGUGCCAUGACCAAAAACAAGACUCGAGAAGAGUGGCAGUGGGUGUUCCUCAUCGCUGCUCUGGUUCACUACGGGGGAGUCAUCUUCUAUGGCAUCUUCGCCUCUGGAGAGAAGCAGCCGUGGGCCGACCCAGAGCUGACCAGCGAUGAGAAGUGUGGCUUCAUCGAUGAGGAUGAGCUGGCAGAGGAGACGGGCGACAUCACCCAGAGUUACGGUGCCCUGGGCGGCGGUCCGGCCAAAACGUACGGUGCCACUACGCAGAACGGGGGCUGGGCUGACAGCUGGGAUAAGAAGGAGGAGUUUGUCCAGGAAGAGGCAGAGGGAGGGCCGUAUGGCUACAGGCAGGACCAGGACUACUCUUAGAGACAGCAGACACAAUGACCAUCAAAACGGUAGACUUAUUUUGUAUUGUUUACCAGUUUAGACGAAACGAGUCAAAAACCAAACAAAAAAGAUAACAAUCCAUUGUUGUAUGUUUGCACAAAUUCAAAUCAUAAUUUCAAAAGAUAAAAUUUGUUCAAAAGAUGAUUUUAUUGUACAAAUAAAAUACAAAAUAUAGAGAUGUAGCACAUCAAAUUGACAGAUCUAUUUGUAAAUGUAAUAUGCAUAUAAAUUAUAGAUAUAUUUAUUUGGAGUGCAAUUGUGUGUAAGUGUGAACCAUUUCCACCUCAUCAAUCUGAGCUUCUUCAUUCUGGAGAAGCCUGUUAUGUACGAUCAGACAAGAUUUAACUGGCUUCCUGGAUCAUCAUGCCUAACUGGUUCCUAUUACAACUCCUCAUGAGCCAGCCAUUGCAGUGUAAAAGAAACAUGUCACUGUAAAAAGGGGACUUAACCAGGAAUGAGACUGUAUGUCUUAGGUUGUACAGUAUCUCUUCUGAAUGCACUGAAAGUAGUGUCCUUUCAAUGCAUAAUAUAAUUUUCUUUUUUUAUUAUGUGUUUGUAUAACUGUCUUUAACACAGAGGCAUAAGGAUACAAUAAUGUUUUGAAGAACAACAUUACACUUUCGCUAGUUGAUGUAAAAGUCUUAAGAUGCAUGAAAGAAAAUAAUGACGAAGCGUUGCUCACGUGUUUACAGUGCCGUUUUGAGAGCUUGGGACUAUAUGGUUCUAUCUGCAUUUUUUACAAAAUGGAGUUAGUGACAUAGCCUUGUUCUGUUCAAUGUUCUCUACUUAUAUACCCCAAUUCAAGUUGUUAAGUUCAAAAGAAUGCAAGAUAAAAAUAGCGGACAACAUUCAAACCAAUGAGGGUUCGGAACUUUCAUGCCAAUUAUCUGUAAUGAACACGACAGAGAGCUGGUUUCAAGCGCAGGGCGCAGCAGGUGUUUAUUGCAAAGGACCACAGUAGGAGGCAGGUAGCUGGGUCCAGGGGCAGGCAGAAGGUUAUACACAGGGGGUCCAACAAGGCAACAGU
Messenger RNA from Oncorhynchus gorbuscha (pink salmon), 3230 nucleotides. Its product is annotated as vesicular glutamate transporter 2.1. Gene Ontology annotation, molecular function: L-glutamate transmembrane transporter activity; neurotransmitter transmembrane transporter activity. Bases 437 to 2182 code for a protein of 581 amino acids. Gene Ontology annotation, biological process: synaptic transmission, glutamatergic; neurotransmitter loading into synaptic vesicle; regulation of synapse structure or activity. The transcript is spliced from 12 exons. The record is from RefSeq and is a predicted model, not a curated record. NCBI's taxonomy places the organism in Eukaryota, Metazoa, Chordata, Actinopteri, Salmoniformes, Salmonidae. Gene Ontology annotation, cellular component: excitatory synapse; synaptic vesicle membrane.